CAUGAAGUCUCUCCUUAUUCUAGCACUCAGUGUUCAUCUGGCAUCGGCAGGUGUUCACACAGUGCAGUGGAUGUACGGCUGUGAACUGGAUGAUGAUGGGACCAAAAGAGGAUAUGAUCAGUACGGUAAAGAUGGAGAAAACUACAUCAGUCUGGACCUGAACACUCUCACCUGGACUGCAGCUAACGCUAAAGCUGUUAUCACAAAAGAGAAGUGGGAUAGUGAACCCUUGGCUCCUCAGAUGAAGAACUAUCUGGACAAUGACUGUAUCAAUUUGUUAAAAAAGUAUACAGGUGAUGGCAGAUCCACUGUAAAGAUGAGAGAACCUUCAGACCAGUCUCUGUUAACUAAGGUGAUCCUCUCUCCAGUGGAUUAUGAGUCUACAGAGAUGAAGUAG
Molecule: messenger RNA, 397 nt
Organism: Pygocentrus nattereri (red-bellied piranha)
Lineage: Eukaryota; Metazoa; Chordata; Actinopteri; Characiformes; Serrasalmidae
Product: saoe class I histocompatibility antigen, A alpha chain-like
Exons: 4
Coding region: 2-397 (131 amino acids)
Biological process (GO): immune response
Cellular component (GO): external side of plasma membrane
Source: RefSeq, a predicted model, not a curated record